Molecule: messenger RNA, 1267 nt
Organism: Fragaria vesca subsp. vesca
Lineage: Eukaryota; Viridiplantae; Streptophyta; Magnoliopsida; Rosales; Rosaceae
Product: electron transfer flavoprotein subunit beta, mitochondrial-like
Exons: 5
Coding region: 162-917 (251 amino acids)
Cellular component (GO): cytosol
Molecular function (GO): electron transfer activity
Source: RefSeq, a predicted model, not a curated record
ACCAAAAAUCCUCUAAUUUAGUCAUGGCUCAUGAUCCAGCUCGGCAGUGCCGUUAAGAACCAUCUCUCUUCCUCUCUCUCAAGUCUCUACCAGAAGUGAUCGAUCAUCCAACUCAAUCCCAAAUCCCAUUGCCAUUUCUUUCUCACACAAACAACUCAAGCAUGAAGAUAAUGGUGGCCAUAAAGCGCGUGGUCGACUACGCCGUCAAAAUCCGAGUCAAGUCCGACAAGAGCGGCGUGGAGACCCAGAACGUGAAGAUGUCGAUGAACCCAUUUUGCGAGAUCGCUUUGGAAGAGGCUCUUAGGAUCAAAGAGUCGGGCUUGGCCUCGGAGGUCGUGGCGGUCACUAUGGGAAUGAAACAGAGCGUCGAUACGUUAAGGACGGGUCUGGCUAUGGGCGCUGAUAGGGCUAUACACGUGGAGACUGGUGGGCCCUUGUACCCUUUGUCAGUUGCUAAGCUGCUGAGGGCUUUGGUGGAGAUUGAGAAGCCUGGUCUUCUCAUUCUCGGGAAACAGGCUAUUGAUGAUGAUUGCAAUCAAACUGGGCAAAUGGUGGCGGGUCUGCUGAACUGGCCUCAAGGGACUUUUGCUUCAAAGGUUGUUCUGGACAAGGAGAAGCAGAUAGUGACAGUGGACAGAGAGGUAGAUGGUGGUCUUGAAACUCUGUGUCUAGAUUUACCAGCAGUGAUUACCACUGAUUUGAGGUUAAAUCAACCAAGGUAUGCGACACUCCCCAACAUAAUGAAAGCAAAAUCAAAGCCCAUAAAGAAGUUCACUCCACAGGAUCUGAAUGUGGAAAUCAAAUCCGACAUAGAAGAGAUUCAAGUCACAGAACCUCCAAAGAGAAAAGCAGGGGUUAUCGUUUCUUCUGUGGAUGAGCUGAUUGACAAGCUGCAAAAUGAAGCGCAUGUCAUUUGAGUUUUCUGUAGUUAUUUUUCUUACUGAUCAAGCAUUCAAGCUGAUCCAGUUGAAUUUUAAACUGCGAAAGUGAUCUUCCAGUCUAAUAAUGCUAAUUUCUCCAUAGAAAUGGAAGCUCAUUUGCUAUUGUAUAGCUUACUGAAAAUGUACUUUGCUUAGCAUGCAUGAGUUACAUGGCUAGGGUACAUCUUGACUAGCAAGUACCAAUUAUUCAGAAGUAGUGUUCUUGGAAAUAGAUAGAAGAAUGCAGGACUAACAAUUUAUGUUGUCUAGGUGUGUUAUUUACUGUUGGUUAUUCCUGUUAUUUGGUUGGUGAGGCCGUGAGGUUGGCUAUGGUUUGUUUAUUUCGG